ACACCGGGGAUAAGCGGGGGGACAUCGCGGGGACCGGGCGGGGAGGAAGCGGCGGGGGGCAGUGUGAGGGAACGGGGAGACUGGGGGAACCGGGUUGUUCGGCGGCGGAACGUGUUCUGGGAGGACAAACCCGGGGGUCCCGCUGUGCCCGGCACAGGCUGCUCCCACCCCCGCGCCCCCCGCUGUGACCCGGGCUGUCCCCACAGCUGGGGUCCCCCGGUCCCCGUGUGCCCCUCGGCUCCUCCCGGUCCCCUCCGCUCCCUCUCUUGUCCUCCCGGUGCCUCCCGCCCCUCGGCUCCGCCCAUCCCGGUGUCCCCGCCCCCGGUGUCCCCGCCCCCGCCGCGGCGGGCAGGACCGUGCGGGCUGCGGGCUGGCACCGGGCCCGCCCAGCACCGGACUGGCACCGGACCGGCACCGGCACCGGCAUCAGCCCCGAGCCCGGCCCAUGGCGGCUCCGGCAGCCGUCGCCGCCGCAGGCAGCCGGUGAGCCCAGGCCGGAGCGGGCGGUGUGGCUGGGGACACUGCUGGUGACACGGCCGGCGGCACGGCGGGACCAUGCAGGCGGAGGCCAGAGGGGAGUUCUGCAGCCGGGACCAGCGCCCUGAGCUUGGCAAGGAGCCACUGGUCCCGGAGCGCCCUGCAGGGACCCCGACCCACGGGCCGGCCCAGGAGACCCCCCGAGUCCCCGCGGAGGAGCAGGGUGGCAUCCCCAUCCCCAGCGCCGGCCUGCUGCAGGUCACCGAGCGCCGACAGCCCCUGAGCAGCGUGUCUUCGCUGGAGGUGCACUUCGACCUGCUGGACCUGACGGAGUUGACGGAUAUGUCGGACCAGGAGCUUGCCGAGGUCUUCGCCGACUCCGACGAGGAGAACGUGGCCGGAGAGACGGCCGGCGGUGAGCGGGGGUCCGGGGCCGCCGCUCCCGGUCUGUCCGCCCGUCCCGGUGCGUCGCUGACCGCCCACCCGCCGGUGCGUCCCGCAGGGCUGCAGCCGCCGGCGGUGCCGCGGGCCGGGUACCUGCGCUCGCCCUCCUGGACCCGCGCGCGGGAGCAGGGCCGGGACAAGAAGCACCUGAGUGACCCCGAGCUGCCGCCGGGACCCCCGGAUGCCUUCCUGCCCGCCGAGCGCCCGCGGGAGCCGUAGGGACAAAACCCGCCGGG
Molecule: messenger RNA, 1157 nt
Organism: Poecile atricapillus (Black-capped chickadee)
Lineage: Eukaryota; Metazoa; Chordata; Aves; Passeriformes; Paridae
Gene: DBNDD1
Product: dysbindin domain containing 1
Exons: 4
Coding region: 556-1140 (194 amino acids)
Biological process (GO): negative regulation of protein kinase activity
Cellular component (GO): cytoplasm
Source: RefSeq, a predicted model, not a curated record